Messenger RNA from Chinchilla lanigera (long-tailed chinchilla), 2535 nucleotides. RefSeq names its product trichohyalin-like 1 (gene Tchhl1). Gene Ontology annotation, molecular function: transition metal ion binding; calcium ion binding. Lineage: Eukaryota; Metazoa; Chordata; Mammalia; Rodentia; Chinchillidae. Bases 1 to 2535 code for a protein of 844 amino acids. The transcript is spliced from 3 exons. The record is from RefSeq and is a predicted model, not a curated record.
AUGCCUGGGCUUCUGAGAGCUGUCCUCUGCAUAAUUGAGGCAUUCCACAAGUAUGCCAGAGAGGAUGAGGACAAGGCGACGCUGACCUGCAGAGAGUUGAAACAGCUCCUUCAGGGCGAGAUUGGGGUCUUUCUUCAGCCACAUGUCAUUCAUGCUGUGCAGAGACACCUGAAUCUUCUGGAUAUUGACAAUGAUGGUACCAUCAAUUUUGAUGAAUUUGUUCUUGCAAUCUUCAGCUUAUUGAACCUCUGUUAUCUUGACAUACAAUCAUUACUAAAUUCAGAACCAAGAAAGGAAUCUAAGUCAGAAAAGGGGAAGACAAAUAAUGUGCAUCUUCAGGGAAUCACAAGAAAUGAUCAGCAAAUGACAGGAACUCUGCCAACUCAAGAAAAAGUGUUGCUUCCUUCUGGAAUAGCAUCAUCAUUCCAACUCAGCCACAAAGAAAGUGAGGCCAUUGGGAACAAUAAAGUGAACCCAAGGGAAGACAAGACUCAUAACCUGCCGAGAGAAGCAUCUGAGUACCUGGAAGGAGUUGAACGGAGCCAAGAAGUGGCUCAAGAUGUACCAGCAACAGAAGACAAAAGAGCCAGAAUUAAGAGAAAUAAACCAUUAACAGGAUCAGAACAGACUAGCUGUCCUGCAAAGCCAAUCCCCAAAGAGGGAGCUAAACCAGUCAGGAGGCCAAGUGGUAGCAAGACAAAUGACAGAUUUGAAGAACAGAAAGAAAACUUAAAACUACAAGAAAUAAUGCAGAGGCCUCCAGAUCAGGAAGCUGCACCAGAAAAGAGUAUUAAAGGCCACUCUAAACCACAAGAACCACCCCUGCAAGGUGAAGAUGAACCCAGGUCAGAGUGUGCUGACCCACUAGAAGCUGCUACAAGGAAACCAUCUCAGACACAGAAAUCAGCUAAUCCUGAAGAUGACAGAAUAUCAGAGGCUCCAGAACCAAGAAAGAAUGUUGAUAGGACAUCACCUGAGACUAAGGAUAGAGAUGAACCUGAGGAUUAUGGUAAAACAUCUGAUACCCAAGAAUCACCAGCACAGGAAAAAGAACAUGAAAUAAAGGACCUACCAGCCCAAGGUGAUAACAAAGAUAUUUCAGAAACCCCUGAUAUUAGAGCUGAAAGGAAAGAAAGUAGAGGCCUUGAGGCACAUGGACCAGCAUGGCAGAAAGAGUGUGAGAAGAAAACUCAGCCUUCAGUCCUGGAAGCCCAAACACAGGAUAGAAAGGAUCAGGAACUCCAAAGAUCAUCCAAACAAAAAGAUGCAGAAAAAGAUUCUGAGACACCAGAUCUAAGCACAGAAGAAAGAAAUCAAAAUUGCCCUAAAACCGGAGGCACAUCAGCCCCAGCAGAAGAGGUAAAACACACUGAGGAGGGUACAGCACCAGCAUUUGUGAACAGCAAAAAUACCCCUGCUGCCAGAAGGACAGCAGGAGCAAGAGAAAGAACCCAAGAGUCAGCUCCACUUGAGCGGCAGUCUGAAGGAGAAAACAGCAGGGCCACCAAGCCUUGUGACAAGGCAAUUGGAGAGGAAGACGGCUACAAGGGGGAGGAUCCUGAGGCCCCCACUGCACUGAAUAGCAAGGGAUCUUGUGAAACUCGCAAGAGUCUGGUUCCAGAGGACGGUGACAGAAGCUCAGAGACAAGUAAACUACGUGUGCAAGGGGAUUCCAAGAGUCAGGCACACCCACACAAAGGGUCUGUGCAAGGAAGUCACCUUAAUGGCCCAGAUCUCUGGAAGCACGGAGCGCCAGGUGAGAACAGGGCACAGGAAGCAGCGGUGGUGUUAGUGAGGGAAGAAGGCGUACGCCUCCUAGAGGGACAGGAACAGCCCUCCAGAGUACAGCUCAAGAGUCACAGCACAGGAACCAAAAGUCCGGAUGCAGCUGUGGAGCCCAGUGGACCCCUAGAGUUACAGAAGUCCACAACAAAAGGCAAAAAUCGAAAAUCCCUGCAGUCAGAAGUCCCAGGAGGCCUGGAUACCAACUUCACUGUAACACAGCUCCCCAAAAAGGGAGGCAGCAGAAAACAGCUGAAGACCCAGGGCCCAACGACCAAAGGCGAAGAAGAGGAUAGAGCACCAAAGAUCCAGGAAAUUCUCUUUAAAAGUCCAGGAGAGGACAAGUCACCCUUCCACAAGACACACCUUGAGGCAGAGGAACCAGCAACAUUGGAAGAAAAGAAUGUAAGUCUCUUCAAGCCAGCAGGACAAAGUGAUGACCAACGAAGUCAGAGUAUGAUUUUGAAAAAUUAUGAUUCUUCAAUUCCUCUGCCAGGCCUUGAAGAAAGGAUGCAGACAGACCAGAAGCCCUGUUCUGCGCAGAGGGAUGUGAUCCAAUCCAGUGCACUAUAUCAGAGCCUGCAAGAGAAGAUACAGCAGGCCAGGGAGUAUAAAGAUCUAUCCUCCACCACAGUGCUGAUGGAGCCUGCGCAUAGUGCCCUUGCCAAUGAAGGCAGCCUCAACACUCCUGCUGGGGAAUUGGAUGGAUGGACACUCAUGAAUGAGACAGAAAUCCCUUCACUUAUCAAAUAG